This is a messenger RNA of Cylindrotheca closterium, 1569 nucleotides long. The record is from the annotation of a GenBank genome assembly. NCBI's taxonomy places the organism in Eukaryota, Bacillariophyta, Bacillariophyceae, Bacillariales, Bacillariaceae.
AUGAUUCAUUAUCUUGCAGGCUCCCUUAUAAGCACCGAGACCAGCUUGAUGGACCCGGUUGCGAAAAGUCAACAUGCUAAAAAGCCAAGUGCCGAAGAGACUGACAACGAUGCAACGCAUGCAGAGAGUAGUAGUAGGCUGUUAUUGUCAAGUCCACUGCCUUCCGAACUGCCAGAUCCAAAUGUCGCAGAUGCCAUGAUUGCCAAAGAAAUGUCAAAUACAUCCUCCCGAGAAUUGGAGCGGGCUUAUUUUGACGUGCAUGGUGUGAUUUCCAACGAAGUCCAAGAAUCACCACAAAUGAUAGAACAAAGCAUCCAGGCACUCCAAAACGAAAUGGAAGAACGUACCUCUGACAACGCAGCCUUACUACAAGCGAAACAACAAGACGCAAAAUACGUGACCAACCGAAACUUUCUGUUGCCAUUUCUCCGCUCCGAAUAUUUCGACGCCAAGGCUGCUGCCUUACGACUGGCACGUCAUUUUCAAGUCAAGAAGGAACUCUUUGGUGAGGAAAAAUUGGUGUCCGACAUUACGCAAGAUGACCUCGACCAAGAGACUAUGGAUACGCUGUAUAGUGGCCUGACCCAGCACUUGCCCAGUCCAGACCGAAGUGGACGAUCAGUUGUUGUUUAUAAUUGCAAUGGUCAACAAAGACUGAGUGCAAUGGGAAAGCUGAAACGAUUGUUCUACACAUCCAUGGUUGUAUUUCCAAACAAUGAACAAUCGCAAAAGCGUGGAGUCGUGGUAGUUCUGUACCUACUGGGACCACGGAGCACCCAGCUGGAAGCAGGAGCACCGGGCAGUAUGUCCUCUCGAAAGCUGGCUUGGAAACUCUGCCAGUUGUUGAGAGCCUUGCCCUUUCGACUUUCGGCCAUGCAUAUCUGCUAUGAUUCGUUGGCGUGGUCGCCGGUGCUAGUAACCAUGAAGAUGGCAUUGGGUGCUUUCACGAGGAUUCGGCUGCGGUCUCACUAUGGAUCCCACGCCCAUUGCAUAGCAGCGCUUCAGGGAUACGGCAUCCAACCAUGCUUCUUCCCCAUCAAAGAAGGAGGAACAAUGGAUACGGCAAACUACAAGACUUGGUUGGAAGGUCAGCGACGAACAGAGAGACGAACCAUGCCCAAGCGAACCCGCGUAUACGUUCCAGGUAACUUUGAUGUUCUCUUUGGCAAAGGCAGUCCCCUUCAGAACCACAUUGGCAAUGUCAAGCUACGAGGACUCAUUUCGGAUUGUAAGAAAACGUACGAAAAAACGGAAAAGGGAAGGAAGCACGAGAUAUCACAAGCGGUGAUUGAAAUCGUGAAGGAGUCCUGUGGUCUCUUUCUGAAACAGGGCGGAGACGAUUCUUGGAUUGUCGUGGAUGACGCUGCCGCUGAGCUCAAGGUGAGCACCUUGUUCCGAUCCCUUCGUGGAGGAAAACGCGCCGCCAGGAAGGCACCACCGCAACCGCAACCACAAUCUCUCCAGAAUAUGGGAGGAGUAGACACUUCUACCUUUCCCUCAUCCUCCGCGAACGCUUCGAAUCAACAAGUGAAAGGAGGUGAUCAGUCCUCCGAUUCCAAACAAUUUUAA